CUGUACAUUUGGCAACUCUGGCUAUUGGCAGCGCCGUGUGUGUUGUUAUAAAACCAAUUGCGCUUGUUUUCAUCAUUGCUGAUUGAUUUGCAUUGAAAUGUCAAUACCAUUUAGCGGCACGUUGCGCCGCUCGGGCGGCAUAGUGUCAGCCAUAGGCAAGCAGCUAAAAAGCGUUAAUCUAAAAGGCGUCAAACGCAUUACAGUGCAGUUCGAUCCUUUUGCCGAAAAUGUAAAAGCCACACGAGAAUUUCUCUUCCUGCUUUCCACGCCCAAAGUUUCGCAGUCGAACCCGAAGUGUAUUGUUAAGCCGGAUAUAGUCUGCGAUCGUUCACCAGCUUUCAUUAAAUUUUCGCUCAUUGACUCGGCGCAAGAACAAGCCAAAGUGAAGGAGAUUCGUUUCAAUAGCGACAAUCUAAAUACCCUGGAAUUGCUACAGCUUCUGAAUAAGCACGUCUCCACAUUAGCGCCGCCGGAGGAGAUUGUCAAGAAGGUUUUGACCAAAGCAGAGAAACAGAAGCUGGGCAGCGGCGCCGGUGGAAAGAAGGCCAUUAAAAAGAAAUAAAUUCUGUGACCAAAGACACCCCAGGGACCCUAGAUCUCCAGCCACAUCAUGGCGCGGAAGCACAAGGGCACGCUGGCUGUCAUUGAGCAGAUCUAUCAGGACAUACCCGCUUUCACCGAUAUCUUCACGGAAGAGAGCUUCUACACGUUCGCCUUUUGUUUCGUUUGUGCCACAAUUUUGGUGGCAUUCAUUUUAUCUCGCUUUAUCACCAUCAAGCCCGUUGAUUUCUGAUUUGUGAGCCAACAUUAAAAAUAUUUAAGCUUUAAUAUGUAAAACACUCCA
Messenger RNA from Drosophila mojavensis, 844 nucleotides. RefSeq lists its product as uncharacterized. The transcript is spliced from 3 exons. The record is from RefSeq and is a predicted model, not a curated record. Lineage: Eukaryota; Metazoa; Arthropoda; Insecta; Diptera; Drosophilidae. Bases 98 to 562 code for a protein of 154 amino acids. Gene Ontology annotation, cellular component: mitochondrial large ribosomal subunit.